AUGACGAUCCCACAUGUACCGAUACCUUAUAACCCUCUCAGUGAAGUUACGGUCGAAGUGGGAGGUAAAGAGAAUCUCGAGAGUCUACAGCGAGUAGCUCGUGAUUUCAGAAGCGAUACUCUGACCGUACCUACCGAUGCCCAACUGCUCCAUUCCCUCAAAGCUUCCCGAGGAGACGAUGUCUACCUUGAGGAUCCAUCGACCACAGCAUUGGAAAGGAGAGUAGCUAAAUUGACAGGUAAGGAAGCUGCCAUGUUCGCUGUUAGUGGUACCAUGACCAAUCAACUUGCCAUCAGAACACAUAUGAAGCAACCUCCUCACAGUGUUAUAACAGAUUACAGAGCUCAUGUACAUAAGAUGGAAGCCGGUGGAAUAGCAAUGUUCUCGCAAGCUACCACACACCAACUUUUCCCUUCGAACGGUCUCCACUUAACAGCAGAAGAUAUCGAACCUCAACUUCAACUGGGAACCAACAUCCAUAUCUCACCCACCAAAUUAAUCUGCUUGGAAAACACUCUCAGCGGGAUAAUAUUCCCUCAAGAGGAGAUUGUGAAGAUUGGCGAAUUGGCAAAGCAGAAUGGUAUUGGAUUGCACCUUGAUGGAGCGAGGAUAUGGAAUGUAGCUGCUGAUGUCAUUGAGAAGAAGGGGUUGGAUGCGACUAGCGAAGAAGAUAGACAGACUGUCCUUACCGAGCUUCUCGAACCAUUCGACUCCGCCUCAUUAUGCUUGUCCAAAGGUCUAGGCGCUCCGAUCGGCUCGAUCCUGGUCGGUUCCAAAGAAUUCAUCGAACGUGCCAAAUGGUUCAGAAAGGCUUUCGGAGGAGGUAUAAGGCAAUGUGGUGGAAUUGCUGCAUCGGCAGAUUACGCUCUGACUCAUCAUUUCCCUCGAUUGGCUCAUACGCACAAGUUGGCGAAGAGGUUGGAAGGGGGGUUGAAAGAGUUGGGUGUGGGUAUUGCAGCUCCGGUAGAUACCAAUAUGGUCUUCUUCCAACCUCAAGCUAUCGGUCUACCCUUAGACGCAGUGAUGGCUCGACUCGCCGCUUUGCCCAAUCCUAUCAUCGUAGGACGAGAACGAUGUGUGGUACAUCAUCAGAUCACCCCUCAGGCGGUAGAGGACUUCAUCGCUUGUGUGAGAGAGAUGAGAGAGGAGAAGAAGGAGAAUGGGCAAGUACAGGAAGAUGGAGAGGGUAUAAAGGGAGAGAAUAAAGAGAAACUGGAUCAUUAUAUUGAACCGAAGGGGAAGACUACGGAUGCGGUUCUAAGGAAACAGGCUGCAUUGGGAUAUUAA
Kwoniella botswanensis is the source of this 1287-nucleotide messenger RNA. RefSeq lists its product as uncharacterized. Bases 1 to 1287 code for a protein of 428 amino acids. The record is from RefSeq and is a predicted model, not a curated record. Gene Ontology annotation, molecular function: L-allo-threonine aldolase activity. The transcript has 6 exons. Gene Ontology annotation, cellular component: cytosol. Gene Ontology annotation, biological process: glycine biosynthetic process; L-threonine catabolic process. Lineage: Eukaryota; Fungi; Basidiomycota; Tremellomycetes; Tremellales; Cryptococcaceae.